GAUGCAUUGAUUACUACCUUUGGCUUCGCCUCGAAAGGUUCUGCUUUUUCUUCCCCUUGGGUUUCAUCGUCCAGCCUUAGGGUAGAGGAAUAGAGGGGAAAAUUUCUCCCCCGAAAAAUAAUGUCCGUCGCCAAUGCUGGCAUAGCUGCCGCGGCCACAGCUCCGCAAGCAGAAGAUGCGAUGAGGGAUCCAGAGCUGAAUGGGCCUGAUGAGGCCGAAGAAGAGCGGCCCAUCGCGCCAGAUCAAUUUGAUCCGCGUUAUGAGACCACCAAAUGGGAGCGGUGGGCAUAUUACUGCUUCUAUAUCGGAAACAAUGGAUUGACCCUAUUCAAUUUUGCGCCCACCUCCUUCCAGGACCUUUUGUAUGAGGCGGCCGGUGAUGCCGGAAGACUGCAGUUCCUCGGCGCCUAUCGAACUAUCAACAGUAUCGUCCUGCUUGCGAACGGCAUUUCCUUCGCGAUCCAGGUGGUCUUGUUCCUUUUCCUCGGCAGCAUGGCCGACUAUGGACGAUGGCGACCCUGGAUUUUGAUAUUCUGGUCCGUCGUCGCCUUCGCCCUCGGCUUUGGCUGGCUGGGCGUGCACACCCAGGACAAGUGGCCCGUCGCUACAGGCCUCUACAUGGUCGGCUUGAUUGCAUAUCAGAUGUGUAUUACAUUUUGGACGGCUGCCUUCCCAGGUCUGGCCCGGAAUGAACCAGAGAUGCGGAAGAAGGCCGAGCAGUACGAAGCUGGCGAGAUCACGCGCGACGACUACGACUUUGCGGACAUGAUGCAGAGAAAUAAAAUUUACAACGUCGCUUUUAUUAUGCAGAGCGCCGGCGAGAUCAUCAUCCUGGCCGUUCUCGUUGGUAUCCUCUUUGCGCUGGACGUGAACGCCAGCGCUGCCAACAACUUGUGGGGUCUUUCGGUGCUCAUCGCAUACGCAACCGGUGUCUGGAUCUUGCUCGCCAUCCCCUGGUUCAUCCUGGAGAAGCGACGGCCAGGGCAGACGCUGCCACCUGGGAUGAAUGUGCUUAGCGUAGGGUUUUGGAACCUCUGGCGUGCUUUGGUGCAAAUCUGGGAAUUGAAGCAGAGCUUGUUAUAUCUGAUCGGAUAUUUCCUGCUGGGUGAUACCUUGAAUACAACAGUCACUGUGAUCGCCACGCUGCAAAAUUCGGUCGUCAGCUAUAAUACCCUGACUUUAACGUACCUCCUGAUUGUCGGCAUCGCGGCUCAACUCGCCGGGAUUCUAGGGUACUGGCUCAUCCAGAAGCGCUUCGGUCUUAGCACCAAAACCAUGCUGGACCUGGUUAUGCUAGGUAUUCUCCUGCUGGACGGUUGGGGCAUGAUCGGCAUCUGGACACAGAAAUUCGGCUUCCACAAUGAGUGGGAAUUCUGGCUAUACCAGACCAUAUACGGUCUCUUCGUAUGCCAAUGGUACGCGUACAGCCAGACCAUGAUCAGCGAGGUUACUCCACGAGGCAAAGAGUUUCUAUUCUUCAGCUUCUACAGCAUCGUCGGCAAAACGAGUGCCUUCAUUGGACCCCUAGUUUCCAGUGCCAUUAUCGACGCAAGUCCUAAUGGGAACGCCAGUCUGCCGUUUUACUUUCUGUUCGGUCUAAGCUUGCUGAGCUUCCUGCUAUUGUUCUUCUUUGUGGAUUUGAAGAAGAGCAGAAAGGAGCAGGAAGCGUUCCUGGCCAAGGAGAAGGCUGCAAAGGAUCGAAGAGCAAGUGUGGUUUUGUUCAACCAUGGGAGACCGAUUGAGGACGAAAAUGCUGGCACCGACAGGAGGGCACUGGGCGCUGGAAAGACAGAGGGGAUGUCCGACCACGGUACUCGGACUGACAGCUCGAAGACCGGAGAAGCGGAAGAGGUCAAGACGUGACAAGAGAGAAACGCUGAGAAGGCAGGCUCUGGGUGGGAAGUAGAGGGGCCUCGUGGCAGAGCCAUGCACUGCACUUCCACCGUAGCGCUUGGCAGUGCUUCACAGGCGGUCGAAGGCCAUCGCGACGGCUGCGACACCACAUGUUGAGGUACUCUCUGCUUCAGCCUUAUCCGAAAAGAGGCCGCAAAUUGGGCUCUGGCGUUUCGGCUUCGACAGUGUAUCGGAUGCACUGACGUUGAGGCGUCGGGUGUGGCGUUUGAUGGUUGCAAGCAAUUCAGGGCGAGACAUAGGGGACCUCAGCCUCGCACUAUCGAAGUGAUUUCCAAUGGUUCCGGGGAGCUUAGGGGCAUACCUGACUAGUAGGGAUAGUAGAUGGAGACGUCUGUGUAACAACAAGCUUUCUGCUUUUGAUAUUCAGAGUGCG
Molecule: messenger RNA, 2287 nt
Organism: Exophiala xenobiotica
Lineage: Eukaryota; Fungi; Ascomycota; Eurotiomycetes; Chaetothyriales; Herpotrichiellaceae
Exons: 2
Coding region: 121-1863 (580 amino acids)
Source: RefSeq, a predicted model, not a curated record